Molecule: messenger RNA, 1592 nt
Organism: Teleopsis dalmanni
Lineage: Eukaryota; Metazoa; Arthropoda; Insecta; Diptera; Diopsidae
Product: fatty-acid amide hydrolase 2-like
Exons: 2
Coding region: 1-1413 (470 amino acids)
Source: RefSeq, a predicted model, not a curated record
AUGAUAAGAAUGAUUAAGAGCGAAGAGGUCGUUGAAGCCUAUAUCGAGCGGUGUAAGCAGGUGAAUCCACUCAUCAAUGCAAUCGUACAAGAUCGCUUUGAAGAAGCAUUGAAGGAGGCACGUGAAGUGGAUCGCGUAAUUGAACUUGGCAUAAAUAGUGUGGAAGAAAUGGAAGAACAUACACCGCUUCUUGGCAUACCAGUGACAGUGAAAGAGAGUAUCGCUGUAAACGGUAUGACAAAUCAAGCGGGACGUGUGUUCAAAACACCACAAAUCGCCAAAUCAGAUGCGCCUGUCGUAGAAUUAAUAAAACGUGCCGGAGGCAUAAUAUUGCUUGUCUCCAAUACCCCUGAAUUAUGUUUACUAUGGGAAACUUAUAACAAUGUCACUGGUCAAACAAAAAAUCCAUAUGAUCUGAAACGUACUCCAGGUGGUUCAUCGGGUGGUGAAGCAGCAUUAUUAGCAAGUGGUGCUUCAUUAUUAGGAUUAACUUCUGACAUUGGUGGUUCAUCACGUUUACCUGCUAUGUUUAGCGGUAUUUGGGGACAUAAACCCACACCAUAUGCGGUAUCAUUUAAAGGUCAUCAUCCAACUAGUGAUUUUCCAAAAUGGGGAGAUUUCUUUACAAUUGCUCCAAUGACACGUUACGCUAAAGAUUUACCACUACUCUUAAAAUGUAUGAACGAUCCAUUAGGUCCGAAAUUAACGCUUGAUAAAGAAAUUAGUGUACAAAGCAUACGUUUCUAUUUCAUGGAUAAUGAUGGUCCUUCAGGUAUGAUGCGACCGCUUAGCCGUGAUUUGCAUGCAGCCAUUAAUCGUGUUGCUACGGAUUUUAAUGCAAAACGCGUUAACAUAAGGAAAAUGAAAUUCUCACUUGAUAUUUCACUUUCAGCUAUGUUGACUAUGAAAAAUAUUGAAACCAUAUAUAAUAAAACUGAAGAAGGUGAACGACCCAAAACUGUAUGCACCGAAACUGUUAAAUAUUUCUUUGGUUGUUCGGAUAGCAUACUGCCAUCUGUGAUAUUCGGCCAUUUACAGAAUUUCAUGAAAAUCAUACCGAAUUCACGACACAAACAUCUGGCCACUAUCAUUGAUGCACUAAAGACUGAAUUCAAAGAGCUACUUGGCACAGAUGGUGUGUUCUUGUAUCCAACAUUUCCGAAUACAGCACAUCAGCAUUAUCAAAUCUAUCAUAAAUUAUUAGAGCCAAUGUAUAUGGCAAUAUUCAACACGCUUGGUUUGCCAGUGACCAAUUGUAUGAUCGGUUUGGAUAGACGCAACUUGCCGAUGGGCAUACAGGUUGUUGCCAAUCCGGGACAGGAUCAUUUAUGUCUGGCUGUAGCACGAGAAAUGGAGCGACGUUAUGGUGGUUGGGUCCGGCCGCCAUCCGAAGACGCUGUUAAACGCACAUAGUAAAGUAUAUUUUAGGAUUUUAUUUUUAAUGUACGAGUCUUUAUGAGUUAAUUGUAAACAAAUUAAUUUUAUUAAUCAUAUUAUUUUUUAAUUUUGGUGUUAUUAUAAGCCUUUUCUAUAUAUAUAUAUAUUUUCUUAGUAUUAAAAUGAAGCUAAAUCUAAGUAAAAAUUGUAGUAUU